Messenger RNA from Ricinus communis (castor bean), 1209 nucleotides. Its product is annotated as auxin-induced protein 22D. Gene Ontology annotation, molecular function: protein binding. Gene Ontology annotation, cellular component: nucleus. The transcript is spliced from 4 exons. Bases 173 to 775 code for a protein of 200 amino acids. NCBI's taxonomy places the organism in Eukaryota, Viridiplantae, Streptophyta, Magnoliopsida, Malpighiales, Euphorbiaceae. Gene Ontology annotation, biological process: regulation of DNA-templated transcription. The record is from RefSeq and is a predicted model, not a curated record.
CCCUUCAAAUAUUUUCUCUCUACCUUUCUUUAAUAAAUCUUUCAAUCUCACCGGCCGGAAAACAGAAAUUACAAGAGUUCACAUCAUCAAUCCAAAUCUCAAGCCCAAGUAUUUGAAAAUAACAGCUCCGUCUUUACACAUUCAAGAUUUGUGUUGAACAACAAGCAUUAUAAUGGCUUUCGAAAGAGAUGGUGAUCUUAACCUUGAGGCAACAGAGCUCAGAUUAGCUCUACCGGGCACCACCGCCGCCACCGAAGAGUCUCAUGUUACUGCUAAGUGCAACAAAAGAUCAUUUCCUGACAUGAAUGACGAUCGCUCAGAAUCAAGAAACAACUCUAAUGUCUCUAAUGACAAAAAGGGUGACCAAGAAACUACUUCUCCACCCACCAAGGCACAAGUGGUUGGAUGGCCACCAGUCAGAUCUUACCGGAAAAACUGUUUUCAGGCAAGGAAAACAGAGGCUGAGGCUGCUGGAAAUGGAAUUUACGUUAAAGUUAGCAUGGAUGGUGCUCCUUAUCUUAGAAAGAUUGACUUGAAGGUCUACAAAUGUUACACAGAGCUUUUUCAAGCUUUAGAGGACAUGUUCAAGUUCAAAGUUGGUAAAUUUUCUGAGAGGGAAGGCUACAAUGGGUCAGAAUUUGUACCGACAUACGAAGAUAAAGAUGGUGACUGGAUGUUGGUUGGCGAUGUUCCAUGGGAUAUGUUCAUUAAUUCUUGCAAGAGGUUGAGAAUCAUGAAAGGAUCAGAAGCUAGAGGCCUGGGUUGCGCUGUGUAAAUUAAUCUUUCAUAGACAUAGUCCCAGCAAGCCACGUAGUAAACAAAAAUCCAGAGCAUCUUCAUGAAGAACUAGAAAGCCAGAGCAGGCUGAGUUCUCCGCCGCGGAGAGACAUUAACCUGGCCGAGAUGUUUAUCCAUAUAUCUCACAACAAACAAGAAAACAAAAAUCCUGGAAUUCUCUUUUUUUCUUAAAUGGGAAUUCAAAGUCGGCAAAGAAAAACUUGUAUAUGGAGAUCACGUUCACAGAUCUGCAUGUAUAGUUUGGUAUUUUUAGUUUUGCUUCGAGUUCAUGGAAUUGUACAAAAGAAAUUCAUGACAAGUUUUCACAAUUUUUUUUUUUUUGUUCAUGUAAUGGUGAAUGAUAUUUUUACAUCAUAACCGAAUUAUGAUGUUGCUAUAAAUUAAAAUCUUUUUUUUUUUUUUUCUUUUCAA